UGUAGACCACCAGCAAUACGCAAUAUCAUUUCUAAUAUCGACGUCAAAACCUUUACCACAGUCUUACGUGGGCAUUGCAGAUGUUUCUUGAUUUUCUUGUAUAGCUAAUAAUUUACUUAAAAGUGUUUUAAAAUAUUUUAAUAACUAAGGAAAAGGGAAGUUGGCGGAGUGAUAUUGAAAAAAGGAGUUUAGGAUAGCUGUUAAGGGCGAGUCCAGUUGCCUCACCCUCAGUGUGUUCAUAGAGAUUGUCAGUCCGUUAGGUUUUGUGUUGGCUUUGGUUUGUUACGAAUUUUGUCGUGAACCAGACGCUGCAUCUACAUCGAAAUGGCUGAUCAGCUUACAGAAGUGGAGAUUGCUGAGUUCAAGGAAGCAUUUUCACUCUUUGACAAGGAUGGAGAUGGCACCAUCACCACCAAAGAGCUGGGCACAGUUAUGCGCUCUCUGGGCCAGAACCCCACAGAGUCCGAGCUGCAGGACAUGAUCAAUGAAGUGGAUGCUGAUGGAAAUGGAACAAUAGAGUUCAAAGAGUUCCUCACCAUGGUGGCCGGUGCGAUGAAAGGCUCAGACGACGAGGAGGAGAUCAACCUUGCAACGUUCCGUAUCUUUGACAAGGAUGGCUGUGGAUACAUCAGUGCUGCUGAGCUGCGCCAAGUGAUGACAAACCUUGGGGAGAAGCUGACUGAUGAAGAAGUGGACGAGAUGAUCAGAGAAGCAGACAUUGACGGAGAUGGACGAGUCAACUAUGAAGAGUUCGUAAAAAUGAUGAUGUCAAAGUAGUGAAGGCUGAAUUGCACUACUGCCUGUAGGCUCAUCAGGUCAUGUCAAGUAUUCAUAGAAAAAGAUGAGUUUUGUAGUUCUUGAAAAGUAAUAAAACAGACAGUGGUGUAAAUGGAA
Molecule: messenger RNA, 894 nt
Organism: Sebastes umbrosus (honeycomb rockfish)
Lineage: Eukaryota; Metazoa; Chordata; Actinopteri; Perciformes; Sebastidae
Product: calmodulin-like
Exons: 6
Coding region: 325-777 (150 amino acids)
Molecular function (GO): enzyme regulator activity; calcium ion binding
Source: RefSeq, a predicted model, not a curated record